Molecule: messenger RNA, 484 nt
Organism: Mycetomoellerius zeteki
Lineage: Eukaryota; Metazoa; Arthropoda; Insecta; Hymenoptera; Formicidae
Product: zinc finger protein 2 homolog
Exons: 1
Coding region: 59-481 (140 amino acids)
Biological process (GO): regulation of transcription by RNA polymerase II
Molecular function (GO): DNA-binding transcription factor activity, RNA polymerase II-specific; RNA polymerase II cis-regulatory region sequence-specific DNA binding
Source: RefSeq, a predicted model, not a curated record
AAUCGAUGGGCAAUUUUUGUCAAAAUUUACCUAUCGGAAUAUCGGCAAUUUAGAAAUAAUGGAAAGGUCGCAAGUCAAUGAAAAUCUUCAAAUUGAAAAAACUACAGAAACUGACGUUAAGAUCGAAAAAAUCAACGAUUCUAUUAAUAUAGAAAAUAAAGAUGAUAUCAACAAUUUGCGAGUCCGUGAAAACACUGGAAAUAUACGGAAGAAACAAUUAAUGUGCGAGUACUGUCAAAAGAAAUUCAAUCACGCGGGAGACCUCAACAAGCACAGAAGAAAGCACACCGGUGAGCAGCCUUACGCAUGUAAUAUGUGUGAACGAAAGUUUGCGACGUCGUCUAAUCUUGUUAGACAUCAACAUCUACAUCUCGGGAUAAAGUUCCACUGUCAGAUUUGUGGACAUAGUUUUACCCGAAAAAUCAAACUUUCCGCCCAUUUGAUAGCAAAACAUUACGAAGCUCUAAAAUUUGACGAAUGAAUA